CACAGGACGUUAAGGAGGUUGUAGAAGACAAUAAGGUGACGCGAAAAACAAACCGUGGACAUUAACUCAUUUGUCUUCUUCUUCUUAAAAACGUGUCUUAGUUCCGGAAUUGAACAACGUUUGGACUCCUGCGCACAUUUUGAGCGGAUUCCCCUCUUCGUUGUUUUUGAAGGGAGGGACUGCCCUCAUCCCAUCAAGGGGACACAUCUUGUCAGGUUUGAGCUUUCAUGAGGAGGACUGAGAAGAUGGAGAGUUUGCUACCAUUACUGGUCCUCAGCUGGGUUUCUCUCAAGGCUCAAGGUGGGGAUGUGUGUGUGUCGGGCCAUGACAGUGGGCCAGUGUUUGAAGAGCAGCCAAACAGUGUAAUUUAUCCAGAAGGUCUGAGUGAAGGGAAGCUGGUUCUCAACUGUCAGGCCAGGGCCAGUCCAGCUGCCUCCUAUAGGUGGUUGGUGAAUGGUACCGAGGUCCCGUUUGGUUUAGACCUCCGUUACACUCUGGUCGCUGGCAACUUGGUGAUCAACAGGCCAGAAUGGAGUCGAGACACAGGUUCUUAUCAGUGUCUGGCCAUCAACCGCUGCGGAACCAUCAUCAGCAGAGCAGCCAUCCUUAAAUUUGGCUACCUUCAUGACUUCCCCCCAGACAGCAGGAGUCCUCAAACAGCUUAUGAAGGCCAGGGCACCUUCCUAGCAUGCCAGCCACCUCCGCAUUACCCAGCUCUGUCCUACCGCUGGCUCCUCAAUGAGUUCCCCAACUUUAUCAAGAAAGAUGACGGUCGCUGGUUUGUAUCCCAGGUAACAGGGAACCUGUAUCUGGCCAAAGCAGAGCCUAACGACACUGGAAGCUACUUCUGUUUCACGACCAUCAACAUGGACAUCAGCACCAAGAGCACGUUCAGCAAAGCCAACCAGCUGAAUGUGCUUCCUGAUGUCAAUCAAAGGAAGUCAGCUCCAAGCAUCAAAGUUCGCUUUCCUGCAGAGACGUACGUGCUAGCAGGGCACACCGCCCAGCUGGAGUGCUUUGCCUAUGGGAAUCCUGUCCCAAAACUGCGAUGGCGAAAGGUGGAUGGACUAAUGCCGUCCAAGGCAGGUUCUAGUGCUGUUAGUCCCACUCUCAUCCUGCCAGACCUUUCUUUUGACGAUGAAGGCGUCUACGAGUGUGAAGCCUCCAACUCGCAGGGAGUUGAUGUGUACCAGGGCCGCAUCAGCGUGCAAGCUCAGCCAGAGUGGUUGCAGGUGAUGAGCGACUCGGAAGUGGAGAUCAGUUCAGAGCUUCAAUGGGUUUGUGUGGCAUCUGGUAAACCAAGACCUUCCAUUGGUUGGCUGCGUAAUGGGCAGCCUCUCACUACACAGGAAAGAGUACAAGUGAAUGGAGCUCAGCUCAAGAUCAGCAACCUCGCCCUGGAAGAUUCCGGGAUGUACCAGUGUGUGUCUGAGAACAAGCAUGGGACCAUCUACUCCACUGCUGAGCUCAGAGUUCAAGUUCAGGCCCCAGACUUUAGGUUAAACCCUGUGCGGAAACUGAUCCCUGCAGCUAGAGGGGGACAAGUGAUGAUCGAGUGUCGCCCUCGAGCUGCCCCAAAGCCCAGCCUGUUCUGGAGUCGUGGGACAGAGCUGCUCACCAACAGUAGCAGGCUGACAGUGACUCCAGAUGGUAUCUUGUGGAUUACGAAUAUCAGCAGGGCAGAUGAAGGCAAAUACACUUGCUUCGCUGAGAACUACCUGGGCAAAGCAAACAGCACAGGACACCUGUCUGUCAGAGACGCCACCAAGAUCACACUGGCUCCCUCCAACGCUGACAUCAAUCAGGGCGAGAAUGUAACUCUGCAGUGUCACGCCUCCCAUGAUCCUACCAUGGAUCUGACCUUCACCUGGGCCCUCAACGGGGCUCUGCUCGACCUGGAGGAAUCGACUGGACCCUACCAUCGAGUGGAGGGCAAGGAAACCAUUGGAGACCUUCUUAUUGUUAAUGCUCAGCUGAGUCAGGCAGGUACUUAUACCUGUAGCGCUCAGACGGUGGUGGACAGUGCUUCAGUAACAGCCAAGCUAGUAGUGCGAGGCCCCCCAGGACCUCCUGGAGGUUUACUGGUAAGGAAUGUUGCAGAGACAUCAGUGGAACUGAAGUGGAGUCGUGGUUAUGACAACCACAGUCCUAUCGGCAACUAUGUGAUCUUAGGACGAUCUUCUCUCUCACCACAGUGGAAGCAGAUGAGAACGGAUCCAGUGAAUAUAGAAGGAAAUGCAGAGUCUGCUAGUGUGGUCGGGUUGUUACCUUGGAUGGAUUAUGAAUUCCAGGUCAUCGCCAGCAACAUCCUGGGCAGUGGAGAGCCAAGCGUGCCCUCACAAACCAUUCGCACACAGCAGUCAGCUCCCUCAGUGGCUCCAAGUGGACUGGGAGGAGGAGGAGGAUAUGGAAAUGAACUUAUCAUUACAUGGACACCCAUGGCCAGAGAAUACCAAAAUGGUGAUGAUUUUGGUUACAUCCUGAAAUUCAGGAAGGAAGAAACGACAUCGUGGACUGAGGUGCGCAUUCCUUUGGUGGAGUCAUCCCGCUACGUGUACUCCAACGUCACCCUGACGCCAUACACGCCCUUUGAGGUGAAGAUCAAAGCUUUUAACCGCAGGGGACAAGGUCCAUUCAGCCAGAUCGCUGUUGUCCACUCAGCUGAGGAAGAACCAACAGUUGGCCCUUUGAGUAUCAACGUCACGGCAUUGACAGCUUUCGAUAUCCAGGUGUCAUGGGAGCCGGUCCUGCAGCCCAACACCAACGGCAUCAUUAGAGGAUACGAGAUCCGAUACUGGCGCCAGCAUGAACGGGAGGCGGCGGCGGACCGAGUGCGGACAGCGGGACUCGAGACAACAGCCAGGGUGUCUGGACUUCGUCCUAGCACUCGAUACCAUGUUGCAGUUAUGGCAUAUAACAGUGCAGGCACAGGACCGCCAUCGCCACGCUUCACUGUGACCACCAGGAAACCACCUCCUAAUCGUCCUCCUGGAAAUGUGUCCUGGAGGACUGAUGCUUCCUGGGUAAUUGUGCGCUGGGACCAUGUGAAGUCCCUGCACAAUGAGUCUGCUAUUCUGGGAUACAAGAUUCUGUACAAGCAUGACAGUCAGACGGUUCUGAAGGUAGUGGACAAGACGAAGACAUCAGUGAACCUGCCGCUGCCCCAAGACGACCAAUACGUGGUGCUGGAGGUGCGCUCCUGGGGUGAAGGAGGCGACGGGCCUGCGCAUGAGAUUAUUGUUUCUCGCGACUCAGGAACGGACAUGAUGGUGCAGAGCAAGGCAGUAGCGUGCAGUUGUUCAAUCCUCACUUCUGCCAUUCUUUUAUUGUCAGUACUGUGACGUCAGAUUUUUGGACUUUUUUUCUUCGCUGAGUUGACACUUUUUGAGUGGCUUUUGGCAGCUGGCAAAGUUUUCUUCGAGGAUACUAAAGAAAACAGUCUUUUUUUUUUUAAAGGGGAAAAUGCAUUUGUCAACACAUUUUACUUUUGUAUUUGGUUGAUCGUAUGAGAAACAUGACAUGGGACUUCCAGCCACAGUAUUUACAGUGUACAUAGUAUUUGGAGAAGAAAAACGUUACAGUAGUCACUAUUAAUUUAAUUUAUUCAUCUUACAUUUACACAAAAUAUACACCUGACCAUUUAGAAAUGGUAAUGAUUAAAUACAGAUUAAUUGAUAAGUACAGUAUUAUCCUAAUUGUUGCUACUGGGGUGAAGUAUGACACUGAUUUAUUGGUUCUGAUAUGCUGUCAUAGACAUAAAUGCAGCCAACAAAAAGUUUAAUAACCUAAACAAACACUUGGAAAAGUCAACAUCAAACACACUAAAGCAACAAGUAAAGUUUUCAAAGUAUACAAACAUUGUUGCUCUACGAGGAUUUUGAGAAUUAAAUAUUAUUCAUUGUAUGCUCAGUUAUUACUUCAACAAAAAUUAUAAUUCAUAACUUUAUAUUUUAUAUUAUUUAUAAUUUACAAUUGACAUAAUGUACUGAUAACAAUGAUCAUUUUAACAACUAUAACGUCUUUAUUGACUCAAUUUACUAAUUGCAAUUUUAAUAAUUCUUAUUAUUAUUGACAUUUACUAAUGAUGGCUAUAAUUUUAACAAUUAUCAUUUAUUGACACUAUUUACUAAUAAUUAUGAUUUUAACAUAGCAUGAUUAUUGACAUUAUUUACUCACAAUUAUAACUUUAAAAAUUAUAGCGUGAUUAUUGACACGGUUAACCAAUGACUUUUACCAUUAUAAUUUCAUUAUUGAUACUAUUUACUAAUAACAAUUAUGAUUUUAACAUUUAUGACAUAACAGUAUUUACUCAUAACAAUUAUAACUAUAAAAAGUAUUUUAAAACAUAAUUUUAACGAUUAAAGCUUGAUUAUACAUAUAAAAUACUAAUUGGAAGGGUCUUGUUUUUUUACACAACAUCUGAAAUAGAGAAAGUAUUCCUGUGUUAUGUAAUAUUGCUGACUAGUAAUAAUAAUACUAGUGACUAUAUACAGUCGUGGUCAAAAGUUGACAUACACUUGUAAAGAACAUAAUGUCAUGGCUGUCUUGAGUUUCCAAUAAUUUCUACAACUCUUAUUUUUUAGUGAUAGAGUGAUUGGAGCACAUACUUGUUGGUCUCAAAAAACAUUCAUGUAGUUUGGUUCUUUUAUGAAUUUAUCUACUGAAAAUGUGACCAAAUCUGCUGGGUCAAAAGUAUACAUACAGCAACAUACAUGAUCAAAGAAGGAAGCCCUUGCUCCAGAAGCGUCUAAAGUUUGCUGCUGAUCACAUGGACAAAGAUAAGACCUUCUGGAGGAAACAAAAAUUGAGCUGUUUGGCCACAAUACCCAGCAAUAUGUUUGGAGGAGAAAAGGUGAGGCCUUUAAUCCCAGGAACACCAUCCCGACCGUCAAGCAUGGUGGUGGUAGUAUUAUGCUCUGGGCCUGUUUUGCUGCCAAUGGAACUGGUGCUUUACAGAGAGUAAAUGGGACAAUGAAAAAGGAGGAUUACCUCCAAAUUCUUCAGGACAACCUAAAAUCAUCAGCCCGGAGGUUGGGUCUUGGGCGCAGUUGGGUGUUCCAACAGGACAAUGACCCCAAACACACAUCAAAAGUGGUAAAGGAAUGGCUAAAUCAGGCUAGGAUUAAGGUUUUAGAAUGGCCUUCCCAAAGUCCUGACAAUGCUGAAGAAACAAGUCCAUGUCAGAAAAACAACAAAUUUAGCUGAACUGCACCAAUUUUGUCAAGAGGAGUGGUCAAAAAUUCAAGCAGAAGCUUGUGGAUGGCUACCAAAAGCGCCUUAUUGCAGUGAAACUUGCCAAGGGACAUGUAACCAAAUAUUAACAUUGCUGUAUGUAUACUUUUGACCCAGCACAUUUGCUCACAUUUUCAGUAGACCCAUAAUAAAUUCAUAAAAGAACCAAACUUCAUGAAUGUUUUUGUGACCAACAAGUAUGUGCUCUAAUCCCUCUAGCACAAAAAGGUAAGAGUUGUAGAAAUGAUUGGCAUUAUGUUCUUUACAAGUGUAUGUAAACUUUUGACCACGGCUGUAAACGGGUUUGCUGCUUUAUUACGUUGGGUGUGACACCAUUUGAUAAUACAUCUUCCUGUCAUUGUAAUCAUGUCAUCUAUCAACUCUUACAUAAAACCUUUGUCACAUUUAUGACAGCAGAAAGAUUGUUGGUGGGGUUUUUUUUUCUUUUUUUUUUCUUUCGUUUAGGAUAUAUGAAGUCAAUGUUUAAACUUUUCUUUCUUCACAAUUGUUUUUGUAAGUUACGAAAAAUAAGUUCCCACAAAAGACGAAAAUAAAGACAAGAGUGUCCAAAUCAUUGUGGACUAUUCGUUCAUGUAGUCAUCCGUUGAUUUAUUUUCAAACACGUGUCUUGUUCAGGCUUGUGGUGAGCUGGAGCCCACCCCAGCUGGCACCCUGGACCGGUCACUUGUCCAACACAGGACUCAAGUACAGCGGUUACCCUGGGUUACGAGUACCUUAUCUUAUGUCUCUUUUGGGGUUUUUAAAAGCCGUCUCUCGGCUAAGUGUUAUGCAU
Nerophis lumbriciformis (worm pipefish) is the source of this 6025-nucleotide messenger RNA. It is a transcript of the gene cntn2, whose product is annotated as contactin 2. Gene Ontology annotation, cellular component: axon; plasma membrane. NCBI's taxonomy places the organism in Eukaryota, Metazoa, Chordata, Actinopteri, Syngnathiformes, Syngnathidae. Gene Ontology annotation, molecular function: cell-cell adhesion mediator activity. Gene Ontology annotation, biological process: brain development; cell-cell adhesion; axon guidance. The record is from RefSeq and is a predicted model, not a curated record.